GCCAAGGACUCAGCGCGGGUGCGGGAGAGGGCACAGCACUGACAGCGGCCUCUGGUCUGCGCGUUGAGAGGACGGUAACUUCUGGGUCUGCAGACAGGAGGAGAUGAAGGAAGACUUCCCACCCAGUUCUCACGUGCCCGUCAGCGACAGCAAAUCCAUUCCGAAGUCGGAGCUCUUGAGCCUGCUGAGAACCUACAACUGCUACCACGAGGGCAGAAGCUCUCAGCUGAGACACCGGGAGGAAGAAGGGGCUCUGAUCAUCGAGGGGCUCCUCAACAUCACCUGGGGGCUGAGGCGGCCCAUCCGGCUCCAGAUACAGGACGACAGGGAGCCAGCACACCUCUCCUCGGCCGCCUGGACGCCGGGACAACCCAGCUGCCACCUAAAGGAGCCACUUGGGCAGGACGGCAAGGCCACGGCCCAGGACCCCAGCACUCAGCCCACCGAGCACAAGGCUGAGAGUUCCCGAGACAGCUCAGAGCCCCUGGAGGACGAGGAGACCCCACAGCUGAUGCGGACCAAGAGCGACGCAGCCUGUGUGAUCCAGAGGAGGCCCAGGUGCCGCACACCUGGCGAGACCCAGAGGAUCCGGCGACACCGGUUCUCCAUCAAUGGGCACUUUUACAACCACAAGACCUCCGUGUUCACGCCUGCCUAUGGGUCCAAGACCAACGUGCGGGUCAACAGCACCAUGACUGCCCCGCAGGUGCUCACCCUGCUGCUGAACAAGUUCCGGGUGGAAAACGGCCCCAGUGAGUUCGCACUCUACAUUGUUCAUGAGUCUGGGGAGCGGACGAAGUUAAAGGACUGCGAGUACCCGCUGGUUUCCAGAGUCCUGCACGGGCCGUGCGAGAAAAUCGCCAGGUUGUUCCUGAUGGAGGCCGACUUGGCCGAGGAGGUGCCCCACGACGUUGCUCAGUACAUUAAGUUUGAAAUGCCGGUGCUGGACAGUUUUAUUGAAAAAUUAAAAGAAGAGGAGCAAAGAGAAAUAAUCAAACUGACCAUGAAGUUCCAAGCCCUGCGCCUGACGAUGCUGCAGCGCCUGGAGCAGCUGGUGGAGGCCCAGUAGCCAGAGCCGCCAGCAGCCAGUGCACCGGAGUGCCGGCGCCUGGGCCCUGCCUGACGGCCACCACCCGGGGAGGCCAGCACCCGUGCUGCCACCUGUCUACCAUGAGUCCAUGC
Molecule: messenger RNA, 1182 nt
Organism: Molossus molossus (Pallas's mastiff bat)
Lineage: Eukaryota; Metazoa; Chordata; Mammalia; Chiroptera; Molossidae
Gene: RASSF4
Product: Ras association domain family member 4
Exons: 11
Coding region: 104-1069 (321 amino acids)
Biological process (GO): signal transduction
Source: RefSeq, a predicted model, not a curated record